Molecule: messenger RNA, 1494 nt
Organism: Argiope bruennichi
Lineage: Eukaryota; Metazoa; Arthropoda; Arachnida; Araneae; Araneidae
Product: zinc finger protein 665-like
Exons: 1
Coding region: 1-1494 (497 amino acids)
Source: RefSeq, a predicted model, not a curated record
AUGGAAGAAAAACUAAAUCAUAAAGCCUUUCAAUCGAAAGGGAAUGUACAUGAAUGUAAAAUAUGUGGUAAAAAAUGCAGUACUAAAAGUUAUUUAAGCCAACAUUUAAUUAUUCAUACACAUGAGAAACCGAAUUUGUGCGAGAUUUGUGGUAAAGCAUUUAAACAAAAAAGAACUUUGGAAGCGCAUUUGCUCAUUCAUGCAGGAGAAAAAUCUUUUGCCUGUGAUGUAUGUGGAAAAUCUUUCAUUCAAAAAAGUAAUUUAAAAACUCAUUUGCGUGCUCAUACUGAUGAAAAACCUUAUAUCUGUGACUUCUGUGGCAAAGCAUUUUCGAACAGAAGCAGUUUUAAAAAACAUCUACGAAUUCAUACGGAAGAGAAACCUUAUAUCUGUGAUGUAUGUGGUAAAACUUUUACACAGAGAGAGCAUUUACAAAGACAUUUACGUAUUCAUACAAAAGAAAAGCCUUAUGCCUGCGAAGUCUGUGGCAAAACGUUUGCGCAGAAUCACCAUUUACAAGAACAUUUACGUAUUCAUACAAAAGAAAAGCCUUAUCCCUGCGAAGUCUGUGGCAAAACGUUUGCGCAGAGUAACCAUUUACAAGAACAUUUACGUAUUCAUACAAAAGAAAAACCUUAUAACUGCGAAGUUUGUGCCAAAUCGUUUUCGCGCAGAAGUUCUUUAAAAAGACAUUCAAGUACUCAUAGAAAUGACUAUAUGCUCAUCUGUUCAAUAAUCAGGGAAUUCAAAUUUAAAGGUGAAAAAUAUAAUAUGGAAGAAAAACUAAACCAUAACCUCUUUCAAUGGGAAGGAAAUGUACAUCAAUGUAAAAUUUGCGAUCAAAAGUGCAAAUCUAAAUUCAAUUUAAGCCAACAUUCAAUUAUUCAUACAGAUGAGAAACCGAAUUUAUGCGAGAUUUGUGGUAAAGCAUUUAAACGAAAGGGUAAUUUGAAAAAACAUUUGCUCACUCAUACAAGAGAAAAAUCUUAUGCUUGUAAUGUAUGUGGUAGAUGUUUCACCCAAAAUUAUAAAUUACAAAAUCAUUUGCUUACUCAUACAGGUGAAAAACCUUAUAUCUGUGACUUUUGUAGCAAAUCAUUUUCCGACAGAAGCAAUUUCAAAAAACAUCUACGAAUUCAUACGCAAGAGAAACUUUAUAUCUGUGAUGUAUGUCGUAGCGCUUUCACGCACAGAUGCACUUUACAAAUGCAUUUAUGUAUUCAUACAAAAGAAAAACCUUAUGCCUGCGAAGUCUGUGGUAAAACUUUUACACAGAGAGGUAAUUUACAAAAGCAUUUACGUAUUCAUACAAAAGAAAAGCCUUGUGCCUGCGAAGUCUGUGGCAAAACGUUUGCGCAGAGUAACCAUUUACAAGAACAUUUACGUAUUCAUACAAAAGAAAAACCUUAUAACUGCGAAGUUUGUGCCAAAUCGUUUUCGCGCAGAAGUUCUUUAAAAAGACAUUCAAGUACUCAUAGAAAUGAAAAUCCCUAA